This is a messenger RNA of Mustela lutreola (European mink), 312 nucleotides long. Its product is annotated as protein S100-A10-like. NCBI's taxonomy places the organism in Eukaryota, Metazoa, Chordata, Mammalia, Carnivora, Mustelidae. Gene Ontology annotation, molecular function: transmembrane transporter binding. Gene Ontology annotation, cellular component: cytoplasm. The record is from RefSeq and is a predicted model, not a curated record. The coding region runs from base 1 to 312 and encodes 103 amino acids. The transcript has a single exon.
AUGCUAUCUCAAAUGGAACAUACCAUGGAAACCAUGAUGUGCAUGUUCCACAAGUGUGCUGGGGAUAAAGGCUACUUAACAAAGGAGGACCUACGAGUACUCACAGAAAAGCAGUUCCCUGGAUUUUUGGAAAAUCAAAAAGGCCCUCUGGCUGUGGACAAAAUAAUGAAGGACCUGAACCUAGACCUGGACCUAGACCAGUGCCGAGAUGGCAAAGUAGACUUUCAUAGCUUCUUUUCACUAACUGCUGGGCUUACCACCACAUGCAAUGAGUAUUUUGUAGUAUAUGUGACAUGGAAGAAAAAGAAGUAG